This is a messenger RNA of Mycosarcoma maydis (corn smut), 1734 nucleotides long. Its product is annotated as mitochondrial 37S ribosomal protein mS47. The coding region runs from base 1 to 1734 and encodes 577 amino acids. Gene Ontology annotation, biological process: L-valine catabolic process. The transcript has a single exon. Gene Ontology annotation, molecular function: 3-hydroxyisobutyryl-CoA hydrolase activity. NCBI's taxonomy places the organism in Eukaryota, Fungi, Basidiomycota, Ustilaginomycetes, Ustilaginales. The record is from RefSeq and is a predicted model, not a curated record. Gene Ontology annotation, cellular component: mitochondrion.
AUGUCGGACAAACGCAUCAACACUGCCAACGCUAGACUCGGCCAAGUCUCUGGUCAAAUUUCUUCCACUCAACCCGUCGCUAUGAGCACUUCCUCAGCGAACCGCGCUUCUGCGUCUGCGUCUGCUUCAGCUGGAGGCAGCGUGGACGACAGUAAACUCGUCAAGCUUCUUUCGGAAGGCGGACUGCGCACCAUCCUGCUCAACCGUGAGAAAGCGCUCAACGCACUCAAUCAGGAGAUGGUUGAUCUCAUUAACUCAGCGCUCGACGUAUGUACGCACUCGUCCAACUGCAACGUCAUCAUGCUGCGUGGAGUAGGACGAGCCCUGUGCUCAGGCGGAGACGUGUUGGCCGUCGUCAAGGCGGCCGAUUCCUCUGACCCCAAGGUUCGCAACACCGCAUUGGAUUUCUUCCAAUCCGAGUUCCAGCUCGACUACAAGAUCGCCCGAUUGGGUGAGGCUGCCAACGCGCACAGUGCCGGUGCUGGUGCCGAGGACGCACGUACCCUCGCCGAGAGGAAAGGAAGCGAGCUGAAGAAGCCCAAGACGUUUGUAAGCGUCAUGGACGGCAUCACCAUGGGAGGCGGCGUGGGGCUGAGUGUUCAUGCUCCAUUCCGCUUGGCUACGGAGCGAACGCUGUUCGCAAUGCCAGAGACGGGUAUCGGAUACUUCCCGGAUGUCGGCGUCACGAGGGUGUUGGCGAGACUGGAUGGAAGUAUUGGACAGUACCUUGGAAUGACGGGUGCGCGAAUUUCUGGUCAAGAAGCGUACCUUGUGGGUCUGGCUACGCACUACGUCGCGUCCUCGAGCAUCGAUGCUAUCGCUCAUCGUUUGAGCACCUUGCCUGCCGAAUCGGCGCUCAACCCGUCGCUCGUCUCGUCGGCUCUGCACGAAUAUUCCGCCGAUCCACUGUCUGCCGUGGAAACGAUCGAAAAGUCUGCCUUCUUCGGCGAUCGUCGCAUUGCUCUCGACUAUGUGUUUGGCCAACUCUCGUGCGAGUCCAUCUUGGGCUGUCUUGAAGAAAUCUCUUCGGCCCAAGCCGAUUCACAAGCGGCCUCUGAACUAGCCCUGCUCGGUCUGCGCUCUAUUACCCCCGAAGUGCAACAGUGGGCCGCACAAACCCUUGGGGAUCUCAAGACAAAGUCUCCACGCUCGCUCAAGAUCACACACCAGGCCAUCUUGGAAGCGAGGCGAUUCGACGUGGAAGAAGCUUUCCGAUUCGACAUGCGUCUUGCCACCGCCUUCUGUGAUCUUUCGAUCGGACGCGAUUUCUACACUGGCGUUACGCACGUUCUUGAGCGCGAUCCCAAGACGGGAAAGCGUCGUACCGGGAUUGCUGACUGGGAACCCGCUUCGCUCGACAAGGUUUCCGAUACACAGAUCCGUGCACAGUUCUUUGCCGAUCUCGAAACGGCGAGAAAAGCAGGAUUGCAGCUCGAGCUGCCUCAGUUGGACAGUAUUCCCAAUCCGUUGACGAGCAAAGAAGCUAGACAAGCGAGGGACAGUCUGCUGCGCGGUAAAGGUCCAUUGAAGUGGGAACAGAGUCAUAAUGUGUUUGCGCUGCCGAGCGAGGCUGAGUGCGCGGCUCUGUUGGAAGGAAACCAUCCCGCAGCAGCGGCGGUCAAGCCUGAUAGCAGCGAGUUGGUCGAUUGCCUCAAGAGGCACAAGGGAACUUUGCCUGGCUUGGAGUUCAAGGUGAGAGACUGGAUCGAGAGACUCGAUCGUCGCAGGGUGUAG